Molecule: messenger RNA, 2780 nt
Organism: Xenopus tropicalis (tropical clawed frog)
Lineage: Eukaryota; Metazoa; Chordata; Amphibia; Anura; Pipidae
Gene: malt1
Product: MALT1 paracaspase
Exons: 17
Coding region: 60-2462 (800 amino acids)
Biological process (GO): proteolysis
Molecular function (GO): cysteine-type endopeptidase activity
Source: RefSeq, a predicted model, not a curated record
GCAGUAAAGACGCGAAGCAGGAAGGAGAGGCAGAGAUAUUCUCAUACCUGCUGGCAGACAUGUCGGACUUACACCAGUUCAACUCCCUAAAUAUUAAUUUACUACAGGAACCCGUCCUACAGAAAGUCUGCGAUUUGUUAGAUCAGAAAAGCGACAAGGGUUGGAGGAAGCUCGCAGGGGUGAUCGCAAGCGACAGCCGCUUUAAAAUAAGUUCUCAAGAGCUGCACCAAUGUUCCCUCAAAGUGAUGCUGUCAGAAGGAAGCCCCUCACGCAGUUUGCUAAAAUUAAUGGGGGAACGAGGAUGCACCACAAAGGAUCUGACAGAGUUCCUACAGAGUAUCGGCCAGUCAAAUGCUAUUCAGUUGCUGAAGCCCCCAGGGAUUAAAGUCAUUAUGCAGCCCGAGCCGAUGGCUGUUUUAGCUGGACAAAUGGUGAAGCUGACAUGUGUAGGCUCUGGCCACCCUUUUGUCAAUUAUCAGUGGUUCAAGAUGGAUAAAGAGGUCCCACAGGGAAACUCUUCGGAGCUGGUAUUUAAUCCUGUUCAAGUGCAGGACGCAGGAUCUUACACCUGUCGCGUAAACAAUGGUAAUUCAUAUGAUUUCAGCGGAUGGGCUCAGCUAGAUGUGAGAGAGAGUCAUCUGAGAAGUCAUGCAGGACUGCCAGGAAUACCUGACUAUAGAGUACAGAUCUGUACCCAACCUCAGCCCCAAAGUCUUAUGCCAGGAGAGCGACUGGUGUUGGAGUGCGCUGCCGUUGGGAAACCCCUUCCCUGGUACCAGUGGUACAGAAAUGCUGUUGCCAUAAAAGACGGAACCAAGAAACAGUACACGGUCUCCAGCGUGUCUGCGGAGCACCAGGGGUUGUACUACUGCCAGGUCACCAACGGGAACGAGUCGGAACUAAGUAGAGAGGUUGAAGUCGUUGUUUUAGGAACUAAGAAGCUCUGGACAAAUACAGCAGUGGAGUGCACAGAAGAGGAAUUAAAAGUACUUACAAUCUCUGAAACAGGAAAUGAAGACCUUUUCGCGGUGGACAAAGUGGCGCUGCUGAUCGGAAACAUGUCGUACAAACAUCACCCUCAGCUGAAAGCCCCCAUGGUGGAUGUUUAUGAACUGACGAACCUGCUGAGGCAACUGGACUUUAAGGUGGUGUCGCUGCUGGAUCUGACGGAGCUGGAAAUGAAGAGCGCGGUGAAUGAGUUCUUACUUCUACUGGAUAAAGGCGUGUAUGGGCUGUUAUAUUACGCCGGCCACGGGUAUGAAAACUACGGCAACAGCUUUAUGGUACCCAUAGAUGCCCCCAAACCCUACCGACACACCAACUGUCUCUGUGUCCAGAAAAUCUUAAAACUGAUGCAGGAGAAAGAAACCGGACUUAAUGUUUUCCUUUUGGAUAUGUGUAGGAAACGGAAUCAGUAUGACGACACCAUUUUGAUACUAGAGAGCCUGAAGGUGACAGCGAACAUAGUGUUCGGAUAUGCCACGUGCCAGGGGGCCGAAGCCUUUGAAAUCCAAUACCCAGAUUUAGCCAACGGAAUAUUCAUGAAAUUCCUAAAGAAGCGCUUGUUAGAGAACAAAAAAAUCACAGUUUUAUUGGACCAAGUGGCAGAAGACAUGGGCAAGUGUCAGCUGACGAAAGGAAUGCAAGCUCUUGAAAUCCGUAGCAGCCUAUCGGAGAAAAGGGCCUUAACUGAUCCCAUACGACAGACGGCAUGUUCUCCGGAGGGGCUGGCACGGAACCUGCAGUGGGCAAAGGCACAUGAGCUUCCUGAGAGCAUGGCAAUCGAAUUCGACUGCGGUGUCAAAAUGAAGCUGGGUUUUGCUGCGGAGUUCUCUAACGUGAUGAUCAUCUACACGCGGAUAACAGAGAAGCCGGCAGAAAUCAUACACUGCAACGCCAGCAUCACCGACUUUCCUUUAGACUUAAACGUGGACCCAAAAGAAACAAACAAAGGAACCCCUGAGGAAACUGGAAGCUUCUUGGUGUCCAAAGAACUGCCCAAAUAUGGCUCAUACACUCGGCUUAGCUCCCUGCAAACCCUAAAGGAGAACCUAACCUUCACAGUAUGUCUGAGCUACAUGUAUCAAGGGAUCGAAGAAACGUUGGACGAGAACAAGAGAGUCGACGUAGGAAAACCCCUUAUAGCAAAGCUCGACAUCCACUCAGGAUUUAAAAGGAACUUAUCCGUCCAGACUUUGCACAGUCCGUGCCACAGCCCAGAGCUCGGCCUGGGGGUCGCUGAAGCCUCUCAUGUUUGUUCAAGCCCCCGCUAUUCUCAGCCACACUUUAAUGCCUAUCACUCAAAUGCAAGAACUGCCGUGUACCCCGGGACAGGUCCGACCGACAUCUACUCAGGCUUUUCUCCUGUCAGCAACCGAUCGAGGUACUUCCCAGAGCCCAUAAUAACAUACAAUGUGCCGGAGGAAACCACAGAUGAUAACAACUUAGAUUUUCCCCAAUAACAGACUUCACCUUGUGUUUUUUGGUUUUUUUUUUACUCCACUGUAUAUAGAUGGUUCAGCAGGUUCCAAUUUUGUAAUAAUGUUAUUAAUAAUAAUAAUAAUAUCAGUAUUCACGGAGGAAUGUAAUUAUUAUGUGGGCCUCAGAGCCAUUUUAUGUUAUAAAUUCAGUGUAAAUAUUUUAUAUAUUCUUAUACAGUGCUGCUAGUUUUACACAAAGAAGAAUAUUUCAGGCAGAGUUUGCCGGUACCUGGAAGGUUAAGUACUCGUGCUCCAUACUUGUGAACAGUUGAAAUAAAAAUGAAUGGCAUUUUAACUGAA